Molecule: messenger RNA, 966 nt
Organism: Mercenaria mercenaria
Lineage: Eukaryota; Metazoa; Mollusca; Bivalvia; Venerida; Veneridae
Exons: 5
Coding region: 1-966 (321 amino acids)
Source: RefSeq, a predicted model, not a curated record
AUGUCUGACAGUGAUAAACUGACGAGUGCGUGGUUAAAUAAAUAUGAUGGCCAAGAUCUGAUGGUGUCCGCUACUUCUAUAGAACAUUUGUCCAAAGAGUGUGGAGUAGCAUGCAAACAUAACGAAACGACUGGAAUCAGUCAGAGUGAUUGUAUUGCCUAUAUCGACCAAACAUCUAUUCACGUAGCAGAGUAUCACCCGUCUGAGACCAAGUGUGUUUUGGGAUCAUGUACCGGAAUUGACUACAAGGUUCCUAUAAAUGGUAUACUUGGGAUUUACGCCAAUUUAGACGUUCGGUCUUUCAGAUACAGCUGUGUUACAGUUAUGCCAAACAAUCAGUCAUCUGGCGGUAAUUCUAGCAUUCGUACCCCUAGCCAUACAAGUUUUGCAGGUUGCGGUGAUCCAGAAACACCAGUAAAUGGCACUGUUACGUUCACAGAUACAACUACUAACUCGGUAGCGAGUUUUAAUUGUAAUGAUGGCUUUGUUGAAGCAACGGGUUCAAAUACACAGACGUGUCUGUCUGAUGGUUCCUGGUCUUCGCCCCAACCGUUAUGUGAAGCGUCUGGAUCAUUAACUUCAACGUCAACGUCGUCUUCAGAUUCAGCAACGUCACUUACAACCACUACUGCUACAACAUCAAAUAUAGAGAACACAAUUACAGAACCGAAUUCCCCUGUAAAUAUAUUUAUCAUGCCGUGUAUAUGCUACAAAAACAAAACUUUUACCGGAAAGACGCAAGAGGAAAUUAUUUCCAUGCUGAUACAAGAAACAAAAAUAAACCCUAAAAAUACAGCUUCUGCAAAAAACAAACUUAUAAGCAGAGAUGAUCUCAGACCCUCUUCAAAGGCCGUUGGAUUUGCUGGACUGGGAUUAAUUGUAGUUGUUUUUGGAAUUUUGGUUCUUUCUGACGCUAUCGUAGCUGUGCUUAAACUAAAGGAAAUGAUAGUUAACGGUACCGAAUGA